CUUGCAAUCGAUCUACACAAAAUAAGUCGUUCAUCUGAAUCAACUCAUUUGACCAAAACAGCUUGCAAACUGUAAAGUCUCAUUAUUAGAGAGUGUUGACACAUUAGCUCUCAGAUGCUCAGCUCGGCUACAUCUGACGGGCUGCGUCUUAUUUUGAAACGCGUCAAACGGAAGUGUGUGUUUUCUCCCAGCAGGCUCUUCGGUGCUGAGCAAAACUGGAAGCCCAGUGAUGAAGACGCAGUCCCCGCUGGGUCCACAGUGUCUGCACCGUGUCAUGUAAACCUUAUGGACGUUUGUCCAUCGUGGUGUGGUGUCCGCCGGAGCCCCGCGGGUUUGGGACACAUGUGGACGCCGCCGGGACAGGAGCUCUGUCUGCGUGUCCGCCUGCCAACAGCACCGGGGAUGAGAGGGUCGUGUCGCGUGUUUUCCUCUCUUCCUCCUCCAGAGGGUCACUCUCGCAGCUAAACCCCCACACGUCACCUGCACACGUUCAAGAUGAGGCUCCUCGCGUCCCUGCUGAAAAACGCCAACCCCAAAAUCGAGUACUACUCCCGGUUCUCUCCGUCCCCGCUCUCCAUCAAGCAGUUCCUGGAUUUUGGCCGGAACAAUGCGUGUGAGAAAACCUCCUACAUGUUCCUGCGUAAGGAACUGCCCGUGCGACUGGCCAACACCAUGAGAGAAGUCAACCUGCUUCCUGACAAGCUGCUGGGCCAGCCCUCCGUCAGGCUGGUUCAGAAGUGGUACAUGCAGAGUUUUGUGGAGUUGCUGGAUUAUGAGAAUCGAAAAGCGGAGGACCCUCACGCUCUGAACGACUUCCUGGAGCUCUUGAUCGAGAUCCGCAACCGCCACAACGACGUGGUUCCCACCAUGGCGCAGGGAGUCAUCGAGUACAAGGAGAAGUUUGGCUUUGACCCCUUCAUCAGCAGCAACAUCCAGUAUUUCCUCGACCGCUUUUACACCAACCGCAUAUCGUUCCGCAUGCUCAUCAACCAGCACACUCUGCUGUUUGGUAAUGACACCAACCCUGCUCAUCCAAAACACAUCGGCAGUAUCGACCCAAACUGCAGCGUAGCUGAGGUCGUCAGUGAUGCCUAUGACACAGCCAAAAUGCUGUGUGAGAAGUACUACCUGGCUGCUCCUGAGCUCAAGAUCGAAGAGUUCAACAUGAAGGCCCCUGUAAAGCCCAUCCAGGCCGUGUACGUUCCCUCUCAUCUGUUCCACAUGCUGUUCGAGCUCUUCAAGAAUUCGAUGAGGGCCACCGUGGAGCUCCAUGAGAACAGCAAAGAUGGAUUACCACCCGUAAAGGCAAAAGUCACUCUGGGUAAAGAGGAUUUAUCCAUAAAGAUCAGUGACAGCGGGGGAGGAGUUCCUCUCAGGAAGAUAGACCGUCUGUUUAACUACAUGUACUCCACCGCCCCGACGCCCAGCCUGGAGCCAGGAGCUGUCCCCCUGGCUGGCUUUGGCUACGGUCUACCAAUUUCGAGGCUCUAUGCCCGAUAUUUCCAGGGGGAUCUGAAGCUGUACUCAAUGGAGGGCGUUGGCACGGAUGCUGUCAUCUAUCUGAAGGCCCUGUCCAGUGAGUCCUUCGAGCGACUGCCCGUCUUCAACAAGUCAGCGUGGCGGCACUACAAGACCAGCCCCGAGGCCGACGACUGGAGUAACCCCAGCAAAGAGCCCCGCGAUGCCAUCGACUUUGCUGAGCAGGCCGCUGCUUGGCGUGGCUGAAUGGGCCGUGCACUGCUGAUCGAGUGUCUUUCUCAGCGUCAGCGAAGGCUUUUCUGCGUCUCCCACUCAAGAAGUGGAGUCAGGGGGUUCGAGGUUCAGUGCACACAGGAAAAGGAGGAAGGUUUAAUUAUACUUUUGACUCCAUGCACACACAGGCCACUGUGUCAUUUGCGUAGUCUCGUUUUGGUUGCACUCUAUUUAAUUUAAAUUUAGGAAGCAUUGCAACAGGAGUACACCUUAUUUUUAAAAAUCUGCAAGUCAGGGUUUUAUUUUAUGUGACUGAGAGAAAGCCUUUCUUCUAGAUACAUACAAUAUAUAUGAUUUUUUAAAGAGAAUAAUAGGAGUGAUGGUAUUUUUUAUCUGGUUUUACUCGACUCCCAGAUGUUAUUCAACCACCCACCAAUUGUGUUAAUCUGCAGUACUGACCCUGCUUGCACUCGAGCGAGCUGCACCUUGAUUUAACAACUGCUAACGAUGAACGGCACAUCCGCGGGAUGUUCAUGAAACGCCGUCAUGUAGCUUCAGACACACCAGCAUGAUGAAUUGUAUGAAUCCUCACAGAAGAGAGGACUGGACCUGAUGCAUCUCAUGAGGAAGAUACACUUGGGUUAAUGUCAUUACAUUACAUCCUCCCUGCAUUUCCUCCUGCAAACAUUCCAGACCUGGAUACAGAACCUCAGCUCGAACUUAACAAACGCUUCUUGCAGUCUGCCUUGUGAUUCACAUGUAGUGUUACUAAUCCCAAUCGUUUCAAUGAAUGAGUUUGAACAAAGCUUUUUUUGAAAAUUUAUUUUUGUUUUGUUUUAUGAUCACGACUGAAAAUGAUUUCAAGGAUUCCGCUAAAAAGCAGAGGAAAUUCAUCG
Messenger RNA from Paralichthys olivaceus (Japanese flounder), 2588 nucleotides. RefSeq names its product pyruvate dehydrogenase kinase, isozyme 3a (gene pdk3a). Gene Ontology annotation, cellular component: mitochondrion. Gene Ontology annotation, biological process: protein phosphorylation; regulation of glucose metabolic process. NCBI's taxonomy places the organism in Eukaryota, Metazoa, Chordata, Actinopteri, Pleuronectiformes, Paralichthyidae. Gene Ontology annotation, molecular function: pyruvate dehydrogenase (acetyl-transferring) kinase activity. The record is from RefSeq and is a predicted model, not a curated record.